CGCCGCCCGGCCUCCUCACUCUUAGAAUCUCGCCCUCUUUACCCUUACGUCCUUUCUCCACCAAAUCUUGACCAAGAACAGCCACAGAAGAUGGCCCCCCGCAAAGAGAAGACGGAGAAGGUGUCUGCCAAUGAGGCAGCGGAUACGAUUCUGAACUACCUGCGGAAACAGAAUCGACCGUACUCCGCAACGGAUAUCUCGGCGAACUUGCAUAAUAAGGUCACUAAAGCGGCCGCGGCGAAGAUUCUCAAGGAUUUGCAGGAUCAGAAUAAGAUUGAGGGGAGGGCUGCUGGGAAGCAGGUGGUGUAUCAUACUAUCCAGAACACCGACGACGCCCUCACCCCGGAGCAACUCGCCGCCCUCUCGGCGCAAACCUCAGACCUCCAAUCCCGCACUACCGCCCUGCAGACCACAAUCAAAACCCUGCGCUCCACGCUGUCGACCCUCAAUUCCACCCUCUCAACCGCCGAUCUCGUUUCCUCGGUCCAGUCGCUCGAAGCCGAGAAACGGGACAUUUUGGCGAGAUUGGAGACGCUCAAGACGGGGAAGGCGAAGAAGGUGACGCAGAAGGAGAGGAUGGAGGCGGAGGCGGAGUGGAGGAAGUGGAAUGGGAUAGCCAAGAGGAGGGAGAGGAUCGAGCGGGAAAUGUGGAGAAUGAUUGAGGAUCUGGUGGGGGAGAAGGACAAGAGGGAGGAGUUGAGGGAGGCGUUGGGGUUGGACGAGUGAAAGGAUGGAAUGAGGAAGCUGGAAUAAGGGGUGUGAUGAAAAAAAACAUGUGAGUUUUGGGCGGACGAUGUGGAAGAGGGAGGAGGACAGAAAGAU
Messenger RNA from Westerdykella ornata, 822 nucleotides. RefSeq names its product homologous-pairing protein-like protein 2. Gene Ontology annotation, cellular component: DNA recombinase auxiliary factor complex; condensed nuclear chromosome. Gene Ontology annotation, biological process: meiotic joint molecule formation; homologous chromosome pairing at meiosis; meiotic strand invasion involved in reciprocal meiotic recombination. Bases 91 to 726 code for a protein of 211 amino acids. Gene Ontology annotation, molecular function: double-stranded DNA binding; recombinase activator activity. The record is from RefSeq and is a predicted model, not a curated record. The transcript is spliced from 7 exons. NCBI's taxonomy places the organism in Eukaryota, Fungi, Ascomycota, Dothideomycetes, Pleosporales, Sporormiaceae.